AUGCACAAGAGAGUGGCGGAUGAAAGGGUUUACACGUCUAACAAGUUAGUAUAUGAGACCUUAAUUCCGGAAGGGCUUAUGGUCCGCAUCCGCGGGAAUGAGAUCUAUCUCAGUGAGUCAGAGAAGUACGGCGGCAUGACGAACUAUGGAGAUACCCUACUUCUAGAGAAUAGUGUUUUACAGUGGCUUCGGAACUGGCCAGGCUACUUUCACCUCCUCAAGCAACAAGUUAUAGCGUGUGAAACGUGCGGACGAGUAGCACGGAACACUUUCUUUUCACCAAGCGAGUGCUCGAACCCGAAUGCUUCGUAUAGGUAA
Molecule: messenger RNA, 318 nt
Organism: Histoplasma capsulatum G186AR
Lineage: Eukaryota; Fungi; Ascomycota; Eurotiomycetes; Onygenales; Ajellomycetaceae
Exons: 2
Coding region: 1-318 (105 amino acids)
Source: RefSeq, a predicted model, not a curated record